CUCCAGUCGGUGUGCGCCGGGCGGCCGGGUCGCUUCUGUUUGCAGUUGCCGCGGAGGGCAAGGAUCCGGGAGCCGGGCAGGGGCAGCGCUUAGAGCGGCGGGGCCAGGAGGUCAGGCCGGAGGUUUAGGGCGGCGGGGCCAGGAGAGUUGGCGGCCGCGCCGUCGGUGCCGCGCCGAUCCACGCCCGGAGCCUGCAUGGGGCGGCGACGCUGAGCCCCAGCCACCCCACUGCCGCUGCUGCCGCCGCGCUCCCGCCAUGGCCGAAGCACCGCAGCUGGUGGACAUCGACCCCGACUUCGAGCCGCUGCCGCGGCCCCGCUCCUGCACCUGGCCUCUGCCGCGGCCGGAGUUCAACCCGCCCAGCUCGGCCACCUCCAGCCCGGCGCCGUCGUGCGGCGGGCAGCCCGAGGGGGCGGCCGGGGCCGCGGCCGGGGCCGCCGCCUCUGGAACGCUGAGCGCCGACUUCAUCAGCAACCUCAGCUUGCUAGAGGAGAGCGAGGACUUCGCGUCACUGCCCCCCGCCACUGCCCCCCCGGAGGCGGCCGCCUGCCGCUGCGGGGACUUCCCGGCGCCCGAGGCCGGCUGCCGCCUCCACCCGCCGGGACCGCCGCCGGUGCCGCCGGUGCCGCCGCCCGUGGCCGGUCUGUCACCGGGCCCCGUGGCCGGGCAACCCCGCAAGAGCAGCUCGUCGCGUCGCAACGCCUGGGGCAACCUGUCCUACGCGGACCUCAUCACCAAGGCCAUCGAGAGCUCCCCUGAGAAGCGGCUCACCCUCUCCCAGAUCUACGAGUGGAUGGUCAAGAGCGUCCCCUACUUCAAGGAUAAGGGCGACAGCAACAGCUCGGCCGGCUGGAAGAAUUCAAUCCGUCACAACCUGUCUCUGCACAGCAAGUUCAUCAGAGUGCAGAAUGAGGGAACGGGGAAGAGUUCCUGGUGGAUGCUCAAUCCUGAAGGAGGAAAGAGUGGCAAAUCUCCUAGGAGGCGAGCAGCGUCCAUGGAUAACAACAGCAAGUUUGCCAAGAGCAGAGGCAGAGCUGCCAAGAAAAAAGCAGCCCUUCAGUCUGGUCAAGAGGGAAAUGGUGACAGCCCUGGAUCACAAUUCUCAAAGUGGCCUGCAAGUCCCAGCUCUCACAGUAACGAUGACUUUGAUAACUGGAGUACAUUUCGACCUAGAACCAGCUCUAAUGCUAGUACAAUUAGUGGAAGACUUUCUCCUAUUUUGCCGGAGCAAGAUGAUCUUGGAGAUGGGGAUGUGCACUCCGUGGUAUACCCAUCAUCAGCCACCAAAAUGACUUCUACUCUACCCAGCCUUUCAGAGAUGAGUAAUUCUGAGAACAUGGAAAAUCUUUUGGAUAAUCUUAAUCUCUUGUCACCUAAUACAUCAAUGACUGUGUCAACCCAGUCUUCAUCUGCUACCCUGAUGCAGCAAACACCAGGUUACUCGUUUGCGUCCUCAACCACAAGUAUAGGCUCACCAAAUCCAGACUACAGGAAAUUUACUUAUGCUCAAGCUAGCAUGAACUCUUUGUCCCAGAUUCCUAUGCAGACUCUCCAAGACAGUAAAUCAAGCUAUGGAUCGAUGAGCCAAUAUAACUAUCCUGGACUUUUGAAGGAGUUACUGACUUCCGAUUCUCCACCGCACAAUGAUAUCUUGGCAUCAGUAGACACUGGUGUUUCCCAGGCUGGUGGCAGGGUGCUGGGCCAAAGUGUGCUGAUGGUCACUAACUCGGUGAUGCCAACUUAUGGCAGCCAACCACCCCACAACAAAAUGAUGAAUCCUAAUGCCCGCCCUCACCAAGGACAUAACCAGCCAACACCUGCAGUUAAUGGCCGUGCCUUGUCACACACAGUGAACACCAUGUCACACACUUCAGGUCUAAAUCGCUUGUCAACAGUGAAGACUUCGUUACAAGUGCCUAUGAGUCACCCAAUGCAGAUGAAUGCUAUGAAUCCGUAUGCCCCUGUUAACAGUUGCAACGGCUAUGGAAGGGUGGGAAUUGUUUCCCUCCACCAGGAGAAGCUUCCCAGUGACUUAGAUGACAUGUUAAUUGAACGGUUGGAUUGUGACAUGGAGUCGAUUAUCCGUAAUGACCUUAUGGAUGGAGAAACAUUAGAUUUUAACUUUGACAGUGUAUUGCCUAACCAAAGUUUUCAGCACAGCGUAAAGACAACCACACACAGUUGGGUGUCAGGCUAGGAUGUAGUAGGAGGCUAUGGUUAAAUUCUUCAGACUUGUCUGACAGCAGGAACUGAGAAAAGCAGUACAAAGAUGUCCUUCACCUUUCUUUUUAAUUUUCUUGACAAAGUUGUGCGCAUGCACUGACUUUUUUGGGGGUCUUUUUUUUUUUCUUUUUUCUUCCUUUCGUCAGAGUUGGCAGCAGAGAGAGUGUUUUCCUGUACAGGAUGUUUGCCCAAGGUUUGCAGGUUAUGUGCUGCUGUAGAUAAGAACUGUGCCAUUGGAAAUUUCAUUACUCUGAAGUGCCAAAUUCACUACACCAUAUAAUCACAGCAAAGACUCCUACUUACAUCAUGUCGUGCUUUCGAUUUUGUACAGUGUGAUCUAUAGAAGAAGAAUUGUUUUCUAAGACUAUCUGUUUUGGUCCAAGAAAAAUUUAUAAACUUUUGUAAGAAUACUGUGAUGAUCUCAUGCCCUAAGUGAGUUUAACCUUUGUUGAUGUUACCUGUGUUUUGAUGAAUUGAGAUAACUGUGGACUUGCCUUGCAGCAGUAUGAACUACAUUAUUUUACUCAAAAUUGCCACACAUUUCAUAUGGGAAUAGAAUAGCCUGUUAAAUAUGAUCCUACUAAACUCAUUGACUUUUCAAGGCAAACAGUAGGUUAAAUGCCAUUUGGUAAGUUAUCUGUAUUCGUGUAAAUUUAUGCAAGAAUAUAUUUCAUUGUCAGACUAAUGACUUUAUUGUUGGGCUUAAGAUAAUUUUUGGAAUACUUUCCAAACUAUUUUUCUUAUAAUUAAAAUCUACUUUUGUUACAUAGGCAACUUAAAAAAAAAAAUAAAUCUGAGAUCUGGCAGCAUUCAUAACCUCUCAAUUUUGUACAGUAUUUUAACUGGAUUAAGUACAUGUUUUUAUAAAUUUCCAUAGCACUUGGGAGUGCUAAUAAAGAAAAAGCUUAAUAAGGAUCUUGAAUACAAAACAUUUCUGUUUUGACAUCCCUUUUUUUUGUUGUGUGAUGUAUAAAUAUAGACAACUUUAUGUUUAGAAAGUAUUUAAUCAGUUUUAUAUAUGCAGUUUUAGAAAUGUCAUCUGCUUUUAUUAUCAUUUUCACUCUGACUACCACAAAGUGUUAAGUAUUCAUUGUUAAGAUGCUUGUACAAUGCUUCACAUUUAUAUUUAUUUCAUGGAGGUCUCAUAAUGUUUGUGCACUCAAGAGCAGGACCUUUUUGUGGAAAAUUCAUAAUUGUAGUAAAAUUAACGAAAAAAUUGUCAUUUGUCAUAAUUAGCACUAGUUUUGGGGUUCAUCAGUGUUUCUGUUGUAAAGUAGUACAUUUGAAGAGGAAAGAAUGCUACCUUUGAGUGGGAGGCUAAAAUUUCCGUGACGCCUUUUUGCAAGACAAAACAUUAUGUUGUCUUUUUUUUUUUUUAAUAAGAAAGAUAAAGUAAGUGGCAAACAUACAAAUGCAUGAGCUUUAGGGUAGGGGAAAGCAUUAAUGAGAGAGAUCUUGUUUCUGUGGAAAAACUUGCUCUUGUUGGAGUAGGCACACUGACAGCUACCAGAGCAUUUUCAGGAGUGGGUUUUGGAAUACAUGACUUCUGAUUUUUUGUAAUUGCACGAUGCAGUUUUUAUGGAUGUGUGGAUAACAGGCCUCACCUGUCUUUUCACUGGUUGCUACACAACAUUUGUGUUAUAGAAAUCCUUGGAGUUUUUUUAUGCACUGACAGGAUGAACAGCUUUUGUGCUAGGACUGGCUUUUCUUUUGUCUAAAUGGCUCAUAACUGGAAAACAUUCUAAUUGAAAUUUAUCUUCCCUGUAGUAAUGGUGUAUGGUGCAGAAAGAAACAGGAUGUGCCAAGUAAAUGAAAUUUAGUAACAAGCUAUAUAUUUAAUGAUCCUGUUAUGACUUUCCUAGGGCUCUGCAAUGUAUUUAUUGAUGUGCUAGCAUUUAGCUCCCUACUGGGCUUAAAUCACUACUAAUUACAGCUGGUCCUACUUUUUUAGAUAUACUAUUAUGGUUGUCAGCAGUUCCAGAGGCUGAUGUUAAGCUGUCUUGUGAUACAGGAUCUCCCCCAGCGUGAAAUCAGUCUUUGAACUUGUUUUGAGCAAAAUCAAAUGUUCUUAGUGCCACAGCCUCAAUGAAGCCACCUGCUUUUACAGGCAAAUAUCUCUAGUAGGAUCUUCACUAUCAAAUUCAUAAUCUCUGAAAUGUGAUAGUAAGUACUGGCAGUGGAGCAAGUGAAAGUCUCACAUAUAGGUUUCUGAAGAUCCUUCUUCCUGCUGCAUGUGCAAAAAUGUUUACUCCCGAAUAGGCACUGAUACACAUAGGCCAAAGGAGUCGUAAAAUUCACGUCUGCAUGCAAAGAAAGCAGUACUCUAUGGGGAUGCAGCUGAACAUGCUACAUUUAACAAUAUACCUCCUUUUUAUUAUUAACUGCUACUGUAUAACUUCCUGUAAACAUAUAUUUUAUUCAUUUCCUUUUAUAACUAUGAAUAACAUAAAUGUAGCCGUUCCUUAAUUACAACAGUCUGUAGGAAGCCCUUUUAAUUAUUGUGAGAAAACAGUUGUAGGUAAUCAGAGGUUUGGAUGUGUGAUCAAUUUUUUUUUUUUUGGUGGUGCCAUUCUAUUAUUUUGCAAUUGUAAUUCUGGAAUACUGUGAAGUUUGGUGAAGGAGCAUGUUGUCUGCCUUGAAAACAAACAUUAUGUGACCUCUAGUAAUAAAUCCUUUUUCAGUAAAAGUACCAAGUUUCUGGAGUAAUUGUCAGAAUUGUUGUAAAUGAUUGAUUUGUGAAUUGUGCAGAUGAUCUUACCUAUGCAGCCUUGUUUUUGACUUUUCUCUGGUUUGUACUGUUAUUAAAAGUUUAUUGUAUUAUAGAGCUGUUCAGAUAUUUUAAAUAUAAAGAUGUAUGGUUUCCAUAAUAUAGCUAUAUGAUAUAUGUUUAGGUUGUAGAUGCAUUAAUUGGAAAGCUCUGCUUUGAUAAACUGACAGUUUGCCUACACUUAUAAGCAAAAAUCGUAUUGCUUAUUAUUGGCUUAAAUCAACAGAGCAUCCCUGAGAAGUUAAAAUUGGACCAAUUAUAAAACAGUAUAAAAUUUGCACUUGUUAAACCACUGGAUGUAUGUUAGUACUUUUUUAUUUUUUUACUGAUUUGAAAUUCCUAUUUUCAUUAUGAAAUUGCUAGAAUUCUUAAUUUAUGACUGAUUUUAAAUAAGGUAUUCUCAUUAUUAUUAUUAUUAUUAUGGUAAUCAUAAUGUAAGAUGCAGCAUGGUUUAUGCAAGCAAAAAGCAAAUUAUUCAACAUUAAAACUGGCCUCUUUUUUGAAGGUGUUCCACAAACCAGCAAUAUUAUGAAAGAUUGGCAUGUACAUACUGCUAGUUCUAUUUGUGAGUGGUUUGACAGCUCUUCAACGCUUCACUGCUCUGACUUAGUCACAUUGCAAAAUUAAAAUUCCUAUGUGGAUAUUUUCAGAAAAAGUGCCUGAUGUACUUCUACAGACACAUGAGAACAAUCCCUGACAAUUUGUUGUAUAAAGCCAUAAAUGUAUAUAAAUUAUGUUUAAAAGGUUUUGUGUCCUUUCUUGUAUACAGAGAAUGAGAUUUGUACCAAUAUUCUACUUGUGAUUAGUAAUCCUUCUACUCAGACUUUGUUGUAAUCACUUUCCUUACCAUGUAAUCUUUUUAAUGAUGAUGAUCCCAUUUGGACAAUCCUGAUGGCAUUAGCAAUUUUAUACAGAAAAAUACCUCAUGGUACCAAGCUUUGCCUGGUGAGAUGAUAACAUAUUAAUGAGCAAACACUAACUGCAGAAUAGUUAACAAAUUUUCCAUUACUUGGUAUAAAGGAAUUUUUCUCUUUUGGCAUUGCUUCUGGAAUUGGAACUGUAGCAGGUACAGGAACCUAACAGGGCUGUGUUACCAGUGUUCUAUCACAACCUAGUGUGCUAAAAGUAACUUGUUUACAAGUCUUUGAGACUAAACGCAAGAAGAAUCCAUGCCUAACUCCUAGGGCUCAUGAGAUCUUUGUGUAGAGAUGUGUCAUUUGUUACUGGAAGCUGCAUUAGGUGGCAUCAGACCAUGUUGCCAAUGCUUCAGCAAGCGUAGUUCAGAGAAAAUUACAAAAAAGUCCUGAAAUCCUUUCAGAAUGGGUAUUUGUAAGUAUAAGCUCUUAAUAAAAUUGCUAUGACAUGA
Molecule: messenger RNA, 6356 nt
Organism: Chiroxiphia lanceolata (lance-tailed manakin)
Lineage: Eukaryota; Metazoa; Chordata; Aves; Passeriformes; Pipridae
Gene: FOXO1
Product: forkhead box O1
Exons: 3
Coding region: 257-2197 (646 amino acids)
Biological process (GO): regulation of transcription by RNA polymerase II; insulin receptor signaling pathway
Cellular component (GO): nucleus
Molecular function (GO): DNA-binding transcription factor activity, RNA polymerase II-specific; RNA polymerase II cis-regulatory region sequence-specific DNA binding
Source: RefSeq, a predicted model, not a curated record